AUGCAAAUUUAUAUGGAAUUACGCUUAUCAUAUGGCAACUGUCUAGAUUGCAACCGACAACGAACUGCGCCAGCGUGUAAAACUUGUGAUAUUGCAACUUUGAAAAAAAAUUUCCGAAAUUGGACCAGCGGAAAUUCUAAUGUAGAUGAAUUUAUUAAAUACACUCAAUUAACCGCCAAUGAGAAUAUGGACUAUCUCGAAUGGAUUGAUUUCGACCAACUUGAUUUAGUACAAAAUACUAAUAAACGAGGCGCUUUCAGCUUAAUAUAUUCUGACAUAUGGAUGAAAGGUCCACGGUGGAAUCUGGACGAAGAAGCUGAAGUAUGGUCCCGUAAUGGUCCGAUUAAGGUUAUAUUGAAACGUUUAGAUAAUUCUCAUAAUAUGAGUCAAGAAUUUAUAAAUCAAGGAAAUGGAGGAGAAGGAAUAUUGUAUUCAAAGAAUACAAAGAAGCAGCUAUAA
This is a messenger RNA of Rhizophagus irregularis DAOM 181602=DAOM 197198, 459 nucleotides long. The record is from RefSeq and is a predicted model, not a curated record. Lineage: Eukaryota; Fungi; Glomeromycota; Glomeromycetes; Glomerales; Glomeraceae.